UGCUCAUUCCUCCCUGUGCCGACUGGAUAGACACGCGCUUUCUGCUUUUUUUUUUUCUGCCUUGGCUGCUGGCUCUGCUCCAGCAUCCCUCCGUGCCUCUCGAGUGCCCUGCUCUCCCCAUCUCCAGCCUAUGUGUCCUCCUUUGGGGUUUGUUGGUCCAGCCUGCUUCCCUGGCUGCUGCUGCUGCUACUGCUGCUGGAGCAGUGGAUCUGUCCGUCACUGAUCUGCUGCGCCGCUACGACUUCGCCUCUCUUCUGUUCGCCUUCUGCCUCACUCUUUGCUUUGCUGGAUAAUCACCGCCGAGUCUGUCAGAGACCGUGACAGAGGACAGGCAAGGGAGGGAGAGAGAGAGAGACAGAGAGCCCGCACUCUUGGUUGAACUGCUGCAUUCUUCACUUUGUCUCUCCCUCUGCUUCCCCAUGCUGCUAGAGUGCAGCGCAGGGAACAAGUGAUCGGGAGGGAGAACCCCGAAGAGAUUUACACUCCUCUUUUUUUGCGUCCCGCCCCCCCCCCCCCCAUUUUCAUUUCUGGGACAGAGUGCGGAGAAGGAGAGAAGAAGGAGAGAAGAGGGAGGAACUGAGAGCAGGACUUCAGAACCAGCUACUCCUUGCUUCAGAGACACAUAAGACAAACACACUAACACACACACGCACACGCACACGCACACGCACACACACACACACACCUUUUCUUAGAUUGGACUCAGGUUGACCAGACUGGCAGAGGUGUAGGGAUUGACAAAAAUCCACAUAGACACAUAACAACAUAGACAGACAGUCUUGGUGUCAUGGCGUCAGUGGACAGCGACGGUUCGAGUGUCUCUGGUCGGAAGAGAUCAGGGGAUCUACUUCAUGCUGGGCUGGCAGUUGCUCUGCUGCUGGGUGUAUGGAGUGUUGGUGGACUGGAGGUCUCGACAGGUAAAGUGUCCUUUGUUGAAGCAAUGAAUGGCUCCACAGUCCUGUUGCCCUGCACCUACUCCUCCUGCAUUGGAAUCAAAAACCUCUACUUCAACUGGCACUUCAACAACAACGGAACCAUGGAAAAGUUAUGCGAAGCUGUUAUACACGUUGAGGGUGUGGAGCCAAAGGUCAGUGUCUACCAUGAGCGUGUGGAGUUUGUCGGCUCCUCAAAGAGCAACAACAUCUCCAUACUGCUUUACAACAUCACCUUUGAAGAUGCGGGAGACUACAUCUGUUUCGCCAAAAACCCAAAAGAGAAGAAUCGUAACCACAGUGCUAUCUUCACUCUUAUAGUGGUGGACCAAGUGACGGAGAUCGACAACACUUUGACAACCAUCAUUGUCUCAGUUGUGGGCGGAGUCAUUGGUUUGGUUAUCUUUGUCAUGGUGGUAAAAGCCCUGGUUGUUCACUUUCUGCUGAAGGAUGAUGAAAAGAAUAAAGAGUGCCUGGUGAGCUCCUCAGGGAAUGACAACACCGAAAAUGGACCUACAGGAGCCAAAGCAGACAACAAAGGGACACCAAAGGCAUGAGCAGAAUGCAAAAGUAUGUCUGUACAUAUGUUAGAACAACUUACACGCUCAGAGAAGAUACUGUUAUCAGUGGACUGUUAUAUCUUACUAAUGGCUAACUAAUACAUUGUAAAAGUCUAUUUUAAAUCAUGCUUGAGAUUUGAGAGGUGUGAAAUGUGCACAGGCCUGGAUCACCCUCACCUACAUGGCAGCCCAUUUGUUACACAGCCUCUGAUAUCAAAUUCUACUCUUCAUGCUACUGUAACCAAACACUUCACACAGAGUCUUGGGUAAACUGUCUCGGUGUGUAUAUUUGUGCUUUCCAUAUACCCUCUUUGA
Labrus bergylta (ballan wrasse) is the source of this 1807-nucleotide messenger RNA. RefSeq names its product sodium channel subunit beta-4. Gene Ontology annotation, cellular component: plasma membrane; voltage-gated sodium channel complex. Lineage: Eukaryota; Metazoa; Chordata; Actinopteri; Labriformes; Labridae. Gene Ontology annotation, molecular function: transmembrane transporter binding; sodium channel regulator activity. Gene Ontology annotation, biological process: regulation of sodium ion transmembrane transporter activity; cardiac muscle cell action potential involved in contraction; regulation of ventricular cardiac muscle cell membrane repolarization. The record is from RefSeq and is a predicted model, not a curated record.